CGCCCCGUUUCCUCGUUUUUGCCUCUGCAUCACCAAACCUUCACUUCCAAUCGCAAACUUCGUCUUCGAAGGCUCGCUGCCGUUUCCGCUUUCGCGCGACUCUAGAGUAUUCUUCAAUACUCGUUCCAUUCCUUCAAUAAACACAAUCGUUCAAUCGGCUUGCCGUCGCUUUUAAGCACCUUUCGUUUACGAAUCCAACAAUCUCUCUUUUCCUCGCCGAAAAUCAAAACAAAUCCAUCAAAAUGCACUUCACCACUGCCACCGCUGCCGCCGUCCUGGCUUUUGCCGCCAACGCUGUCGCUGAGCCCCAGCCCUACAUGCUCGCUGCCAUGCCCGGCCUGAGCCUCAUGCGCCGCGACUCUGCUGGCUACACCCCCGAGACCUCUGUCUGCGGCGCCGGUAACACUUGCGCUGAGGCUUGCGGCUCUGACUUCACUCAGUGCGCUUCCACUGACGGUGUUUCCCACUGCUUCAACCCCAAGGCUAAGCAGGCUUGCUGCACUGACGGCUCCGGCAACUCUUGCGACGAGGGCUACUACUGCACUCACGACACUGCCCUCAAGACCUGGUGCUGCCCCAACGGCAUGGACCUCGCCGCUUGCGCCGCUGCCUACACCAUCAAGGGCGGCCUCAAGACCGGUCCUCUCAGCACCAGCACUCCUGCUCCUUCCAGCACCCCCGCUGCUACCGUCACUGACGUCAAGAACCUGACCACCACUUACUGCCCCGAGUCUGCCAGCACUGGCCACAGCACCGCCUGGACCCCCUCCAACAGCACCGUCACCACUGCUGUUCCCACCAUGCCUGCUGUCGUCCCCUCUAAGCCCGCUGUUGUCACCGCCGGCUCUGGUGCCGCCGCUACUGGCGUCAGCGCUCUCGUCCUCGUCGCUGCCGGCUUCGUUGCCCUUCUGUAAACUCCUAACCAACCAAGCUCCUUGACUGUGGAGGCGUCGGUUGGCAAGGUGGCACAAAGCACAAGGCAAGCAACAGCACAGCGCACCCACGAGUUUAUGAGUUUAUGAAUUGGCAGGCAAUUUGACCCCCCUCUGUUGAUUUCAAUGGUCCAGGAGACUUAACAAUUUGGCUUUUAUCCUCUUUCGAAGCAGCUGUCGUGUUUGUGGUUCCAAUUUCUGGCACAAUCUAUUUUGCGUGAUGAUUCCCCUUCUCUUUUUACGGGCCCUUUGACGAGGGUUCGUCUGGUUUGGUGCGCCUUACUACUUUUUUUGCUAUAUAACUUUGUGUUGAUUUUUUCUUUGCUUGGGAUGGAACAUGGAGGAGAUGAGCAUGUGCGCUGGAGGCCUAGCUGAGUGAGGUUUGACACACUCGGAAACUGUACAUUUUCACAUCCAAACGUAUUUAUUUGAUUUUACGCUUCGAUCUGGAAACCGUAAUAGGUCGAUGAAUCAAGUCAACUGUUGCACUGCAUUCUAUCAUCCCAAAACAUGUGUCUGUGUGUUCAAUCUAAUGUGCAAUAUAUUUCUCGAUAGUCGUCUCUAUAUGGAAUAUUGGUAUCUCUAGCAUCGCCGCCCAUUGAAGUCAAUCGGAUCGCCGGCCGAUGCCGCGAGCCGCUUUGCCGCCGCA
Messenger RNA from [Torrubiella] hemipterigena, 1581 nucleotides. The record is from the annotation of a GenBank genome assembly. Lineage: Eukaryota; Fungi; Ascomycota; Sordariomycetes; Hypocreales; Clavicipitaceae.